Psylliodes chrysocephalus is the source of this 1089-nucleotide messenger RNA. The record is from the annotation of a GenBank genome assembly. NCBI's taxonomy places the organism in Eukaryota, Metazoa, Arthropoda, Insecta, Coleoptera, Chrysomelidae.
AUGCCGGGUUUUAGCAGCGCGGGCACAUUCAAAAUCUUUAUCGGAAACUUGGCCGAAAAGACGGCCGUAGCCGAACUGCGUCCUUUAUUCGAAAAAUUCGGCAAAGUCGUUGAGUGUGAUGUUGUGAAGAAUUACGGUUUCGUACAUAUGGAAAAUGAAGCCGACGGACGCGAGGCCAUCCAGAGCCUUAACGGGCAAAUAUUGAACGGUCAAGCGAUGAAAUGCGAGGCGGCCAAGAGCCGAAAAGCCCCACAAACGCCGACCACGAAGAUCUUCGUUGGAAAUUUGACAGACAACACAAAGGCGCCGCAGAUACGCGAACUAUUCAAAAAAUUCGGCACCGUUGUGGAAUGCGACAUUGUUAGAAACUACGGUUUCGUCCAUUUAGAAUCAUCGGGAGACGUUAAUGAUGCUAUUAAAGGUAAAGCAAUAAAAGACUUGAAUGGAACCAUGGUGGACGGUCAACCCAUGAAGGUGCAAAUAUCGACAUCGCGCGUACGGCAACGUCCCGGCAUGGGCGAUCCGGAGCAGUGCUACCGAUGCGGCCGCGGCGGCCAUUGGUCCAAAGAGUGCCCCAAGGGCAUGGGGCCCGAGAGGUUCCGCGAAAGAAUGUUCGGACGGGAUCCGUACCCACCCCCACCUCCGCCACCUUUCCUGCGCGACCGAAUGAUGGGACGAUUUGGGGAUAGCUACGAUGGCUACUACGAUCGUCGUUUCGAAGACUCUAGAGACCUGUAUGAGCGUCGCUACUCUGGUAUGCCACCAAGUCGGGAUGUGGGUAUGCGUGGCGGCAGCGGGCGAGACUUCAUGCCACCCCCACUCCCUCCACGUCGUGAACCACUUCCUCCAAUGCCUUCAAUUGGGCUAAGAGGUGGUCCGUCUAGUGGGUUGGGUAGCAGCCUGAGAGAUAGUGGUUUUUCAAGAAGCAGUAGCGAUUAUGGGAUGUUCAGUAGAAGGUCGCCUCCUCCAAGUAGCAGCCUUAGCAUGAGGAGCAGCAGAAUGUAUGAGGAUUUUAGCAGAGACUCAUUUGAUGAUAGAAGGCCUGGUUUAAGAGGACCAUCACCUCCUAGAAGAUAUGCACCAUAUUAA